CAUUCAGCCAGUCAGAAAUAAACUCCUCAGUCAUUCCUCAGCUCGUGAAGACAAACACCAGCCCCGAGCUGCCAUCACGUGGUGCGCUUUAUGGUUUCUGCGCUCCGGGUUUGUCUCCAGUUGCGCAUGGGAAGCAGAGAGCGUCCACUUUGCGGAGCUUUUCCUUUUUCCUCUCUGUGGCUCUCACCUCAGCGAACCGAGCCGAGGACCACGGUGAUGAUGAUGAGCGGAACCGUGUCUGGGCUCCUUCCUCCGCGGCGGUUCGUCCUCCAUGCCUCCGUCUGAACGAGUUCAUUUGGUCGGAUGUUUCCCCUCCGAGCGUCAUCUGGGAGAGAAUGCGUCUUCUCGUUUUUGUGACUUUAUUCGGAGUCCUUCUCGACGCAGGAGAUGCCCUUCAGAUCCAGUGCUACCAGUGUGAAGAGAUGAAGCACAAUGACUGCUCCACGCCGGAGUACAUCGUCAACUGCACCGUCAACGUACAGGACACGUGUCAGAAGGAGGUGCUGGUCAAACCCGACGGGAUACAUUAUAGGAAGUCCUGCGCGUCCUCCGGGGCUUGCCUCAUCGCCUCCUCUGGCUACCAGCAGUUCUGCACCGGCAACAUGAACUCAGUGUGCAUCUCCUGCUGCAGCACCCCGCUGUGCAACGGGCCCAGGAAGAAGCGUCCCAUCCCAUCGGCGGCGGCGGCAGGAAUGCGAACGAACCGGCCCCUUCUCCUCUUCCUGACCUUCUUCCUGCUCCGACCUUUGACGUAGACCACGGAGCCCAUCCUGUCUCUGCUGUUCUUCUUGGAUCUCUGGAGCAGCUUUGGACUCCACACCGGCUCCGUAUCCUCUCAGCGUCAUGAAAACAUUUUUUUAAAAACUGUUUGAUGUAAUCACUGAGAAUGCCAUCGAGCUUUUCUGAAUGGUUUCAUCGCUCUCGGACCAUCAUCUUUGAUUUCUUUGCUUUCUGUGAAGUGGAGCGUUUUGUGUGAGGACGCGGCUCUGGAGUUAUUUUCUGGUUGUUACACGCUGGUGGAAGUCGUUGUAGAAAAUGAUAUUUUGAAGCUUUUAUUUUGUGAGCUUUAGUUCGAGGCAGCACUGUUGUGUUUCAUAUUUUGAACUGAUUACAAACCUCAAAUAUUCCUGAUACGUUGUGAUGAAGGAGGCACUUUGAUUCAGGCGAACACUGUCCAUCAUAUUUCUGCAUAUUUUCCACUCCACACAGUAUUAACUGACAUUUACCGACUGUGUUUGCGUUGGCGCUUAAUCAUCCUCGACUGUAACUUUUAAAAGUUGAUUCUGUGACACGAGAAGCCGAUCAGACAAAUGAAUUAUAAUAUUCCUUUGUGAAAUCUGUGUAAUUCCUAUUACAUAGAUGUAGUGCAGUG
Messenger RNA from Larimichthys crocea (large yellow croaker), 1372 nucleotides. Its product is annotated as ly6/PLAUR domain-containing protein 1. The record is from RefSeq and is a predicted model, not a curated record. The transcript has 4 exons. NCBI's taxonomy places the organism in Eukaryota, Metazoa, Chordata, Actinopteri, Sciaenidae. Gene Ontology annotation, molecular function: acetylcholine receptor inhibitor activity. The coding region runs from base 336 to 755 and encodes 139 amino acids. Gene Ontology annotation, biological process: acetylcholine receptor signaling pathway.